This is a messenger RNA of Photinus pyralis (common eastern firefly), 1622 nucleotides long. RefSeq names its product pinin-like. Gene Ontology annotation, cellular component: catalytic step 2 spliceosome. Lineage: Eukaryota; Metazoa; Arthropoda; Insecta; Coleoptera; Lampyridae. The record is from RefSeq and is a predicted model, not a curated record. The coding region runs from base 140 to 1375 and encodes 411 amino acids. The transcript has 3 exons.
AAAAAGUGCGCCCUGUAUUUCAUUGCCGGUAAUGCCAACGGAAAAAACCCUAAUUAUAACCAAUACAUGUUUUGGGUUAUAAACUGAACUUCUAAUUUUUGUGUUUUGACUAAAUGAACCUUAUAAUACCUUCAGCACGAUGGGUACUGAAAUAUUAAAAUCUUUCGGCGUCUUACAAUCAGAAUUAGAGCAAGCUAAAAGUAGUCUAAAAGGCGUAGAUGAAAAUAUAAAACGUCUAAUAGGAAGAGACCCUUCUGAGAUAAUCCCUCGACCUGGAAUUAAAAGGAAUUUACCUAUUGAGGAAAGCAACAGGGGGAGACCACGCAUUAUAUCGUUAAACCGCGCGAGGAACUUCAACCAUGAAAAUGACGAGCCGCUCAAUAAACGAAGGCAGUCAGUUUUUAAGAGGUUAUCGGAAAGACCCCCACAUUACGAAGACGAAAUUCUGCAACAGCCACAAAAACAGUUGAUUAGCAAAGUUAUAGUAACACCACGUGAGGUUCCCAGUCGACAGGAUGCCUUAGCAGCCCAAAGCACCGAUGAGAAAUCCAAAGCGAGAAACCGUAGGAUGUUCGGUGCUCUCUUGGGUACUUUGCAAAAGUUUCAACAGGAAGAAACUAAGCUAAAAUCAAAGGAACAAAAAAGAGCACAAGUAGAGAAAAAGAUUGAGGAACACGAAAUAAGAGAGAAAGCGGAAAUAAAGAAAGAACGACAGGAGUUAUUUUUCAACAGAAAGAGAAAACAAGCCGAAAUUAAGGUGAUCGAGUUAAAAAUGACACGCAUGCGCGAAUAUGCGGUGUGGGAAGAGCGGCAGAAACCCAGGAAAAAUUUUAUUCUCACAAAGGCGAAGCCUCACAUUUACUACUUGCCUAGGCGGGUAAAUGAAGCAACUAAGACCCUUUUAGAAAAAAGCAAAGUCGAUGUUGAGAAAAUUAUCGAGAAACGUCGGUCGGAGAUUUCUACAGAAUUACAACAUAUAGAAGACCGAAUGAGGAGAAACUUUGAACAGAAACGAAUUAGUAAAGAAGUUGCACAUGAAAAUGAAGAGGGUGAACCUGACUCCGAUCAAAAAGACGUUAAUGCUGAUGACGAAAAUGAUUCACAAAUUGAAGGUGUGGUGAAUGAAAGCUCAAACAUUUCUGAGAACGGUGUAUUGGAGGAGUCUGCGGAAAAUGCGGAUCUGAUUACAGAUCAUGAGAACAUGGUUGAUAGUGUUAGUACAUUGCCAGCUGAUGUAAACGACGAGACCACUGUAAAUAGUAUGGAAACGGAGGAAAUAAAUAACGACGAUUCUAAAAUGGAGGAGCAAAAGCCAGUUGAAACCGAGGAUCAGUCGUUUAACGGGGAGAAUAGUUCAAAAGGUGACAGUGAUUGAGUGGGUAUAUAUCUGGACAUCGAUUUUUAGUUAAGAUUUAAUAUUGUUAAUGUGUGAAAUAAAAAGAACUAUGGAUAAAUGUAAAUACUGAAAUACAGAAACUGCUAGAAAACCUUUUUCCAGAUUUUGCUAAUGUAAGCAAAUUUGCUGUUUAUUGUAUAUAUAUUUAUAAUUAGUAUUCACUUAUCUUGUUAAGUGCGAAUGUGGCUGAUUUUUUAAAAAAUAUAUUAAAUAUGGAGCAAAUGUA